AUGCAUGCGGCAGUGACCGGCGGGACGGGCUUUCUGGGGGCAAACCUUGCGCAGGUGCUGGAGGCUAGUGAUGCCGUGGCCCAGGUGACGGUCUUUGGUCUCCCGGGCUCCGAGACGCAAUACCUUGCGCCGUGCGCCAAGGCCACCUUUGUGGCCGGCGACAUCACCGACGCCGAGGAUGUGGCGGCUGCGCUCGCGCCGCGACCGCCGCCAGGUGGGGGCAAUCCGGUCCCGAUUGAUGUUGUCUUCCAUCUUUGUGGCGACACUUCGUUCUGGAAGCCGCUCUACGCCCGACAGGCCGCCAUCAACAUCGGCGGGACCCGCAAUGUCAUCGCCGCAGCGCGUGCAGCAGGCAUCCCGCGCCUGAUCCACACCUCGACCGCCGAUGUCGAGCUCGAGCCGAUGCCGGCCGACUACAACUAUGGCGAGACCAAGAGAGAGGCCGAGGCCGAGGCGCUCGCCGCCGACUCGCCGCUGAUGUGUGUUGUCGCGCUCCGGCCCGGCAUGCUCGUCGGCCCGUACGACUUUACCCUCCAGUUUGGCCGGCUCUUCAUCAACCUGGCCGCCGGCGACGUGCCGGCCAUUCCCUGCGGCGGAACGUCGGUGGCAUGCGUUCGCGCGGUGGCGGCAGCACACCUCGCGGCAGCAACAGCACCAGCCGAUCUUGUGGGCGGCCGCGCUUUUGCGCUCGGAGGCCACAACGUGUCGUACGCGGAGGUCUUUGCCGCCAUCGCCCGCCGAGUCGAAGUGCCGCCACCACGAUGCGUGCUGCCGCAGUUUGCGCUCGUUGGCUAUGCAUGGGUUGUCGAGCUGUGGGCGACUUGGGUGAGUCGCGUGCACCCGGAGCUCAAUCCCGGUCAGGCGCGGUACAUGUCCAUCUCUCAUGAAGUCGACUCCAGCGGGGCUGCAGCCGCGCUUGGCUACACCGUCCCAACGCUGGACGACAUCCUCGACUCGGCCCACGAGUGGUAUGUGGCGAAUGGGUUCAUGUGACACAUACUACUCUUUCGUUCCCUUGGUCUCGAGGAAGACCUUGCGGUGGUAGAGUGCGUUGAGCUCGGACGGGUCGAGCUUGAUCUCCUUUCGCCAGCCCAUCGACGCCGAAGGGUCAACCUCCCCGAUUUCGGGUAGCUGGCGCUCCGCCAUGCGCGCCGCCGCCGCGGCUCGUACCGUCUCG
Messenger RNA from Thecamonas trahens ATCC 50062, 1177 nucleotides. Its product is annotated as NAD-dependent epimerase/dehydratase. The coding region runs from base 1 to 993 and encodes 330 amino acids. The transcript has a single exon. The record is from RefSeq and is a predicted model, not a curated record. Lineage: Eukaryota; Apusomonadida; Apusomonadidae.